AAAGAGCCGUCUGUACCACGUGGGGAAGAGGACAUUUCAAAACGUUCGAUAAUUUCAUGUAUGACUUUUACAAAACUUGCAACUAUAUUUUUGUCAGUGAAUGCACAGAUCACUUCCCAGAUUUCAGCAUUCAGCUUCGAAGGGAGAGCAACGGGGAUAUAAAAAGACUGCUGAUUCAAUUGUACAGCACCAUGGUCACAGUGGAACUGGGCAAAAUCACAGUCAACAGUCAGCUGAAUAUUCAAUUGCCUUACAAUUCAAAUGGAAUAAAUAUUCAGCCAUUUGGGAACCUUGUCAGACUGUUGGCUAAACAGCAGGGGCUUGAUAUCAUUGUUGUCUGGAACAAUGAAGACUACCUGAUGGUUGAGCUGGGAGACAAAUACCUAAAUAAAACUUGUGGUCUGUGCGGGGACUUUAACAAAUCUCCGAAAUACAAGGAGUUCCUAUACGAAGGUCAUGCGAUUAGCCCAAUAUAUUUCGCUUCAUUCUAUAAGUUGGAUGAUCCUUUGGAAAACUGCGUACAAGUGGACAAUGAGAGUGAAGAGGGGCAACUUCCAAACUAUCUGGCUAUCUGUACGUCUUUGAUGGAUAGUGUGGCACCAAACUGCACGGUACCAGAAUCGAGUUACAUUCAGAGAUGCAUCCAAGACCUGCCCCAGUGCUCCAGGGAGCAAGACGUAAGCUGUGCUUGUGACACAUUCUCAGAGUACGCACGGGAGUGUUCAAGGCUACUGCAACCUGUCCACAAUUGGAGAAAUGAACAGCUGUGCCCCCCACGUCAGUGCCCGACGAACCAGGUCUACGUGGAGAGCGGGUCACCGUGCUUCCCUACAUGUUCCAACCUACGCUCCACCUGCGACAGUCAUGGCACCUAUGGCUGCUUUUGCCCAGAAGGUACUGUUUUUGAUGAUGUUUCCGAGAAGAAUCGGUGCGUACACCUGGAUAAGUGUCCUUGCACCUGGAAUGGGGUCAUCUAUGGUCCUGGAGAAAAGAUCUCAUCACUCUGCAGGAACUGUGUAUGUUCUCUGGGGCAGUGGACCUGUACGACGCUACCUUGUCCAGGACGGUGCUCCAUUGAAGGCGGCUCGUUUGUGACUACGUUCGAUUCAAGACAGUAUCGAUUCCACUCAAUCUGCACUUUUGUUCUUGUGAAAAGUCCAGUCAUACCUGGCGAUGGACACAUCGAGGCACUAUUUGAAUCAUCUGGAGUGAAGCCGACUGAAACUUCCUUAAGUGCCAUCAUUUUUACGAGUAGUAAGAUAAAAAUUACCUUCUUGAAGCUGGGCAUGGUGUACGUGAAUAAUCAGAUCCAAGGUCUGCCCUUCAUAAAAGCUGGGUUUAAGGUUGAGAGAAAAUCCAUCAUCUGCGUUCAGAUGACCACCAGAUUUGGCCUGAAGAUGCAAAUCUACUUCAGCCCAGUUUUCCAAGUGUACAUAAUGGUACAAAUGAAAUUUUUUGACGGCACACAUGGAUUGUGUGGAAAUUUUAAUGGCGACUCCAAGGACGACUUCAAGAGCAGCAUGGAAAUCUCGGAAGGGAUUGCUGCGUUAUUUGUGAACACUUGGCGCCUUGGUAGAUGCUACAAAAAUGCAAUCGACAAGCAUCCAGACCCCUGCUCCCUCAGUCAGUUCAAGUUGGAUUACGCACAGUGCCAUUGUUUCAAGUUGAUGAGGAAAAGCAGCAUAUUUGGAAGAUGCCAUGCAUUUGUCGACCCGAUGGACUAUGUUGAGCGCUGCCAGUACGAGACCUGCAACUACGAGAACAUCCGGGGCUACAUGUGCUCGGCCCUGCACUCCUACGUGCUGGCCUGCAAGGCUCGGGGCAUCCGGCUGGUCAACUGGCAGAACGACGUGACGGACUGCAAGACUGAUUAUUCCAAACCCUUCCUUGGCUAUUCCUGCAUGAAGCUGAAGCAGUGUCCAUGUGUGCUGAAUGGGAAAAUUCAUCCGUCUGGAGAGAAAGUGGAUGCUCUGUGCAAAUCCUGCUUGUGCUCAGUCGGCCGCUGGAAUUGCACCAGUGAGCCAUGUACGGGGACCUGCUCGGUCAGCGGAGGAUCGUUCAUCACUUCCUUCGAUCUGAAGAGAUACAGGUUCCAUGGCGUCUGCAAGUAUCUGCUGGUCCAAUACAACCGGCAGGACCUUCUAGGGAUUGGGACGCUGUGCAGCGAACUAGAGUUCGCAAGAAGCUCCCACAACGAUGAUAUCCCGCCAGAAAUCACCCGCCCAGCGGAGUCCGAGUGGAUCACCUUACCGAAAGGACGCAACAAGAUGGACGAGCUGGAGCUGAUCACUGAAGAAAACACAACUGUACAAACCUGCUCGAUCAUGGUGGUAACUGUGACCUGGCUUCACGCUGGGAUCCCGGACGAGGCCAUCAGUCUGGUAGGUCGCACAGCACACUGGGCCGACAGGAGCAGUGACUCCGCGAAUAUUACAAUUUACAGACAGUCGUCCACCUACAUACAGAUGAGCACUAUGUUUGGCCUGGAGAUACAGAUUCAGGUCUGCCCGGUGUUUCAGAUGCACAUUACUCUUGGGAAUGAUUUUUAUGACACCAGCCGAGGGGGUUACCCACCAAACAAGUGCUAUCUGAUCAUGGAUGUAACAAGCAUUUUUGGAAGAUGCCAUCAUUUAGUGGAUCCAGUGCCAUUUGAAGAGAAAUGCAUGUUUGAGAUAUGCAACUAUGUGAAGAAGCAGGACUUCCUCUGUGCGGCCCUGGGACUGUACGCUCGUGCGUGUGCAGCAAAGGGACUGAUCCUGAGUGACUGGAGGAGCACGGUGCAAGGCUGCAAAAUCGCAUGUGCUGAUCGUCAGGUGUUCAGUUACAACGCCCGAGCCUGUGAUCGGACCUGUGUGUCACUGUCCGAUCGAGACUUCGAGUGCACGGCAAUCGAUGUGCCGGUGGAUGGCUGCGUCUGCCCACCACAAACAUACCUGGAUGUUCACGGUUUUUGUGUGGAAGCAGCAGACUGCCAGUGCAUGCUGGCCGAUGGCAACUUUGUGGCCCCAAAUAAAUCGAUCACCAUCAACCAUAUGAUCUAUUACUGCCAGAAUGGAAAACUGGACAGCACGGGCCAUCCUCUGGUCCACAAAGGAGCAUGUCAGCCUCCCAAGCUUUACUUCAGCUGUGCACAUGGGUCACGGGGCCAGUACGGGACAACCUGCGCCCCAACCUGCCAAAUGAUCGCCACACAAAUCUCCUGUGCACCCUCAACCUGUGUCUCUGGCUGCAUAUGUCCAGAGGGAAUGGUCUUGGAUUACAAUGAAAGCUGCAUCUUACCGGAAGAGUGUCCAUGCAAAUUCAGUGACCAGAUCUAUCUAACAGGAGAGAAGAUGAUGAGAGACUGUGAGGAAUGCAUCUGCCUUGUUGGAAAAUGGAAGUGUACCGAAAACGUGCACUGCCCCGCCACUUGCGUCAUUCACGGAGAGGGCCACGUGACCACCUUUGACGGCAAGAAAUUUAUCUUCAACGGCAACUGCGAAUAUACUUUAGUUCAGGACUCGUGCUGCGCAAACGAAACCCAUCCAAACUUUAAGAUUGUUUCAGAAAACGUUAUUUGCGGCCAGUCGGGUGUGACCUGCUCCAGAGCAAUAAAGAUCUACAUUGAGGAUGUUCUGAUAGAAAUGGCAGAUGGAACCUACACGGUAACGCCGGAAGCAGCAGCUGAUAGGUUUCGCAUCCACAUCAACCCACUGUACCUGUCCUUUGAGUGUGUGCUCCCUGGUGGUCACCUUCUGCAACUAUUGUGGAACAAGAACACAAAUACGUUCAUCCGUUUCACCAGGAUGCAGCAGCUUUCGCUGUGCGGACUCUGCGGUAACUUCAACGGGGACAUAGGUGAUGAUUUUAUAACGCGGAGCCAAUAUUUAGCCUCCAAUGCACUUGAGUUUGCAAACACUUGGAAGGAAGAGCCACUAUGUCAAGACGUGACUGAAGUUCUACAUCCAUGUGAUUUGAACCCGUAUCGUCUGUCCUGGGCAGAACAGCAGUGCCAAAUAAUUCACAGUGACAUCUUCAAGACAUGCCACAAUCUGGUUUAUCGAGUUCCCUAUUAUGAAAGCUGUGUACAGACGACAUGCGGGUGUGAUAUUUUCGGAGACUGCGAAUGCCUUUGUGGAGCCAUUGCAGUCUACGCUAAAGCCUGUUUGGAUGCUGGUGUCUGUAUCAACUGGAGAACCCCUGACUUAUGUUCUGCCUACUGCGAAUACUAUAACACCCAUUCACUAAAAAAUAACAACUCGGAGUUGACGGAGAAUGGUGGCCAUCCAAGCCGUUACCAGGCUUGUAUGUGUCCUAACAGUCUGUGGGACUUCCCAAAAAACAACAUGGAAGGUUGCUACACGUGUCCUGUGAAUGAAUACUACGACAGCAAAGUACAGUCGUGUGUUUUGUGUGUUGACCUACUGUACGUGUUCCUGGUUUAA
This is a messenger RNA of Amblyraja radiata (thorny skate), 4424 nucleotides long. Its product is annotated as mucin-6-like. The coding region runs from base 57 to 4424 and encodes 1455 amino acids. NCBI's taxonomy places the organism in Eukaryota, Metazoa, Chordata, Chondrichthyes, Rajiformes, Rajidae. The transcript is spliced from 33 exons. Gene Ontology annotation, molecular function: protein binding. The record is from RefSeq and is a predicted model, not a curated record. Gene Ontology annotation, cellular component: extracellular matrix.